AUGGGCUCACAGCACUCGACGCGCUGCUCGCCGGUGCGCGUGACGCCCGCUGCCCGCUCUUCCCCCGCCCGUUCGCCCUCCCCUUGCCUCACCUACCACUCCCAACUGCGCGCGCCGCACUUCCGCAUUCCCCACUAUUUAUGCUUCCGCCACUCCCUCGCCUCCUCGUCCCCACCGCCCUCUCCCUUCAUCAUCCCGCUUCCUUUCCUUCCGCCCGUCUCUCUGUCCCCGUCGCGCUCCAUCCUCUCCGCCUCCCGCUCUCACCGGCCCGCUCCUCUUUUCCGCCAUUUCCCCAUUUCCCCAUUCCCCCUCUCCCCCGUUCCCCCAUUCGCCCCCAGGCCUGUGCCCCACACGCUGUGCCCCACACGCUGUGCCCUACACGCUGUGCCCUACACAGCCCCAUGGCAUCACAGCAAGCUUGCCCCAACCUCCUCUCUUGCACCAACCCCCCACGCCUGGCAGGUGCUGCUGCGGCACUGGAGCAGAGUGCUGGGCGCUCAGCCGGGGCAGUGCGAGCACGCGGGCAGCGAGGAGCCGUGCGCUGCAGGGGGCGAGGAGCCGUGCGCUGCAGGGGGCGAGGAGCCGUGCGCUGCAGGGGGCGAGGAGCCGUGCGCUGCAGGGGGCGAGGAGCCGUGCGCUGCAGGGGGCGAGGAGCCGUGCGCUGCAGGGGGCGAGGAGCCGUGCGCUGCAGGGGGCGAGGAGCCGUGCGCUACAGGGGGCGAGGAGCCGUGCGCUGCAGGGGGCGAGGAGCCGUGCGCUGCAGGGGGCGAGGGCGCGGGGCAGGGGAGUGGGGGAGGCGGGGCAGAGGAGGGGGGGAAGAGGGAGGGAGGGGGGAGGGAGGGGAGCGAGGGAGGGGAAGGUGUAGCGGCGUUCUGCAGCGGAGCGGGGGAGGCUGUGCUGCGUCACAUGGAUGAUGAGGAGCCGCGCGUCAGGUGGGGAGUGAGGGGAGCGAGUCAGGUGGGGAGGGGGGUGGAGCGAGUCAGGUGGGGAGGGGGGUGGAGCGAGUCAGGUGGGGAGGGGGGUGGAGCGAGUCAGGUGGGGAGGGGGGUGGAGCGAGUCAGGUGGGGAGCGAGGUGUGAGUGGGGACGGAGCAGAGGAGAGGCUGUGCUGAGGCACUUGGAUGAUGAGGAGCCUCGCGUUAGGCUGGCAGCAGCGGAGGCCCUCUGUGCCCUGGCACACUACGGGUCGCUGCCCGCCGCCCUUGCCCUCUUCAGGGCCGUGAAGGCCCACAUCCUGCGCACGCUGCAGCAGCAGCAGCCGCUGCCGGCGCUGCUGGAAGGGCAGGAGGAGGGCGACGGGGAGGAGGCGGGCGGGGAGGGGGAAAAGGGAAGCAUGCACGCAGCCUUCGGGGCGCAGCAAGGGGAGGGGGCGCAGGAGGGCGCGGAAGGGGGAGUGGCGGGGGAAGGGGGGGAGGGGAGCGAGGGGAUGGGGGAUGCGCCCAGUUCCCCCCGGGCGGACCAGGCAGGGCUGGCAGCGGCCAUGGGCAGGCGGGGGGGCGCGGAGGGAGUGGGGGGAGUAGGUGGGGGAGGAGGGAGGGCAAGCGCGCGGCAGACAGCGACUGAAGCUGCCUGUGCGCUCCACGCCUUGCCACCUGCCUGCCUCCCUGUGCCGCACACCCCACAUUUCCCACUCUUCUUCACCCUCUUCCCUCCCACACCCCCUUUCUCCUCACCCUCUCGCUUCCCUCACCAGGUGUGUGGGCUCAGCGUGGAUGCGGCACUGCGCUCUGCUGGAGCCACUUUUUCUCCUUUGACCUCUCACAAUCCCCAACUCCUCUUCUCUCGCUUCCCCCACCAGGCGCGGGGGCGCAGUCUGGAGACGGCGCUGCGCUCGCUGCAGCGCCUGCUGGAUGGGCUGGGGGAGCGGAGGGCAGGGGGGAGAGGCACGGGGAGAGGUGCAGGAGGAGAGAGGGCAGGGGGGCCAGUUGUGGUUGGCAAGGGGGGAGAUGCAGGGGAAGGAGGGAGGGAGGAGGAGGGGGAGGGGGGGGCGGAGUGGGAGGAGGUGGUGGGGGAGAUGAGUGGGGGUACGGUGGAGGUGGUGGGGAUGGUGGUUCGGCAUGGCAAUCGCUUUGUGCGUGAGGCUGCCAUGUUCGCCCUCGCUGCGCUGUGCCACGUCAUGGGGGCCACCAGUUUGGGGGAGACCAUUGCCUCGCAGCUUGCUGUGGGGCUGGGGGACAACUGGAGCCAAGUCAGAUACGCGGCAUCGGUGGGCAACCGAGCCUUGUUCCUGGCAGCGGGGGCCGUGCAUCACAAGGAGCGCUACCUGCCCACCCUGCUGCCCGCCAUGGUGUUCAACCGCUACUACGGGGCGGACGGGGUGCGCAUCUACUCACAGGACACGUGGCAGCGCGUGAUGGGCGGGGGCGGGCGGGCGGCAGUGGUGCAGCACAUGGCGCUGGUGGCGGCCUUCUACUGCGUGCAGGCGCGCGCCCAGAACUACCUCGUGCGCGAGACGGCGUGCUUCUGCAUUGCUGAGGUGGCUGCCAAGAUUGACCGCCCGGUGGUGCUGCCGGUGCUGCCGGACCUGCUGCCGAGCCUCCUCCGCUGCCACACCGACCCUGUGUGGCCCGUGCGCUGUGCCGCCUGCUCAGCGAGUGCCGGUGUGGUGGAGCAUUAUGGUGACGUGGCAGCACAGCACAUUGCCACGUGGGCACCAACCUGGCUUGCCAACCUCACAGACGUGAUCCCGGCGGUGAGGCAGCAUGCGGCGGCGCUCAUAGGGGCGGCGCUCACCACCAGGGAGACACAGGGCAAGGCGCUGCAGAUCACCCAAGACGCGCUCCACAGCCUGCUGCCUGCCGCCCUCUCUUCCCCCGCCCCGCACUCGCACACACACACUCACCCACCCACCCCUGCCUCCCCCUCCGCCUGCUGCCCUGCCGCGUCCCACUCCUGCUCCGCCUCCACUCACCACCCCCAUCCCCACCCUCUGCAUCCUCCUGCUGCUGCCACAGCACCCUCGGGCCUGCAGGCUGUGCGCAUCUCUCUCAGGGACCCCUCGUCACCACCAGACCCAGCACGCCCCUCCUCCAUUGACCAGAAGUUCAUCUUCGAGCCCGUGCCAGUCAACACCUCCUCCUCCUCCUCCGCCUCUGCCUCUGCCCCUACUGUCACUGCUGCCACUGCCGCCCCUGCCGCUGCUGCUGCCCCUGCUGCUCCUCCUGCCCCUGCUGCUGCUGCCUCUGCUGCUUCCCCUGCUGCCUCUCCUGCUGCCCCAUGCACGUGCCACCAUGCGCCCACAGCAGAGCCAUGGGAGCAGUCGGAGGGGGCGGUGCAGCUGCUGCCCUUCCUUGCUGCCGCUGCCCCCGCUGCUGUGGGGGAGUUCCUCCCCACCCUCGCACAGCUGGCGGGUUCACCAGCAGCAGCAGCCCAUCCAGCCCUCCUAGUCACCAUAAUGCGCCACCUGCCGCGCAUCGCCAAGCCAAUGGGCAAGCGCCAGUUCAAGGUGCACGUGGAGCUCUUCCUGCCGCCGCUCUUCACCGCCCUCGCCUCUCACCAGCCGGAGGUGGCAGCAGCAGCGGGCGUGGCAGUGGCGGAGCUACAGCUGCUAAUAGGCCCCAGCAUCUUCGAGGGGAGGCUGUCCCCGAUACAGAGAGAGGCCAUGACUCGUUACAAGCACCUCAUUCACCUGCGUCCCCAGCAGUCCUCCGAACCUGCAAUGCCUCCUCAUGCCCACCAUCGGCCUGGGUCGUGA
This is a messenger RNA of Closterium sp. Naga37s-1, 3693 nucleotides long. Lineage: Eukaryota; Viridiplantae; Streptophyta; Zygnematophyceae; Desmidiales; Closteriaceae. The record is from the annotation of a GenBank genome assembly.